Molecule: messenger RNA, 1236 nt
Organism: Symbiodinium natans
Lineage: Eukaryota; Dinophyceae; Suessiales; Symbiodiniaceae
Source: the annotation of a GenBank genome assembly
AUGCUGCGCGAGAGUUGCGAGCUAAACUCGGCCGAAGUGGCUGUCGUCCACUGCGGUGAGAGGGUGCUCCUCAUACAGGAGGCUGAUGAUGUCCCCAUCGCGCGCAAAGUUUCCCGCGAUGUCCAGCACAGUUUCAAGGACCGAGGUCGAGCCUCCUUCCGCGAGGAGUUCGAGCAGAAGUGGCGAAGGCUUCGUGUGGACCCCGGCCCUCCAGAGGGGAGAAUCCACACCCUUCGGCAGAGUGCCGGAAGAGUUCCCAUCAGUGAGUGGCGGCCAUCAGGCACGCCGGGCGCCCUGAGUCCACAGCGCACGCCGCCGGUGCCUCGGCUGUCGCCCCCGAGCAGUAUGGCCCAGAAAGAUGGCACGCCAGCUGCUUCCAGUUCCGCAGGCGGCACUGCCCUGGCCCAGCCAAUGGAGGAUCUCCUCGACCUAAGCGAGGAGCUGAAGGAGCCACCCAGUUCGCAGCGGAGUCGCGUUCCAGACCUUGCGGAAGUUCUGUCGGCCGCCGCAGGCUCCAGCCCUCCGACGCACCGCGAGUUCACUGCCGGCGCCGACCGAGAGGCUGCCAAGAGUGGCAUCCCAGAAGCGCCGCCCUCGCGGGAGAAGCGUGGCUCUACCUUCUGGGACACGGAAAGUGAGGCUCUUCUUUCGCACAUGCCGCGCUUUGAGCAGCUUCUGGAUCAGCAGCCAGACGAGAUUCAGGCCGAACUCAUCUUUGCACCCUAUGAGAUGGAGGAAGAGGAGGAGGCCCAUGUGACUUCCGAUGAGGUGCUUCUCACUUUGGCCGAGAGCUUGCCCAAGUUGGAGGAGUUGGAUCCGCUCGCGCAGGCGGAGGAUGCGAAGGCGAAGCAUGACAGCCAUGCUUCGGAGAUGCCCAAAGCAGGCAGUGGGACGCUCGGCACCUCUCCACGUACAGAUAUGGACGAUGCCAGUCCCGAGACAGUCAUGGCGGACUUGUUGUCGUUCGGGCCCGUCGAGAGCCCCGUGGACGCAGACACGGGCCCCAGGAGUCCAAUGCGGAGUCCACCUAUGCCGCUUCCGAACCUGGAGGCUUCCGACACUUUCCUUGCGGUCUUCGACCCCACGCACAUCGGCACCGGCUUCCUCCAAGAGGACUCGCUGGAGCUGAAUGUUGCACCCAAGCCAGUGCCCGGGUCUCCGGACAUAGGCCAAGCCACAGAUCCAAGGACGCCAGAAUCUGCUGGAAGCCAGCAGAAGCCACACCCUGCCGGUUGA